AAGCAGAGAAUCCCACUCCCGUCGGUACUACGUCACUGAUGAAUCUCCUCUCUCUAUAUAUCCAUUAUAAAAUAUUCCUAACGCAACCAUACUCAAUUAUUGAUUUAUUUCCCACGAAGUCAGGGACGAUAGAUGAUGGUGAUGAUGAUACGCUACGUCGCCGGUGCACUCUUCCUCACUGCACUCUCGAUCCUGACCGUUGCCGACGGACGGCAUGAUUUCAUCAAGCUCCCCUCCGACGGAACCGCCGGAGCAGACGAUGAUUCCGUCGGCACCAGAUGGGCUGUCUUACUGGCAGGGUCGUCCGGUUACUGGAAUUACAGGCACCAGGCUGAUAUCUGCCAUGCAUAUCAAAUCUUAAGGAAAGGUGGUCUGAAAGAUGAAAAUAUCAUCGUCUUUAUGUAUGACGACAUUGCCUACAAUAUCGAGAACCCGAGGCCAGGUGUCCUCAUUAACAGCCCUCACGGUGAGGAUGUCUACAAGGGAGUCCCGAAGGAUUAUAUUGGAAACGAUGUUACACCAAAUAACUUUUACGCUGCGCUUCUCGGUAACAAAACUGCACUGACUGGAGGUAGUGGAAAGGUUGUAGAUAGUGGUCCGAAUGAUCAUAUAUUCGUAUUUUAUUCAGAUCAUGGCGGUCCUGGAGUUCUUGGGAUGCCUACAAGCCAUUACAUAUAUGCGAAUGAUCUAAUCGAGGUCUUAAUAAAGAAGCAUGCUUCUGGAACAUACAAGAAAUUGGUAUUUUACCUCGAAGCUUGUGAAGCUGGAAGUAUAUUCGAAGGUCUUCUUCCAAAAGGGUUGAAUAUAUACGCCACAACUGCGUCAAAUGCUGAAGAAAGCAGUUGGGGUACAUACUGCCCUGGAGAUUACCCAAGCCCUCCCCCCGAAUACGAAACUUGCUUAGGCGACCUUUACAGCAUUGCUUGGAUGGAGGACAGUGACAUUCACAACCUUCGGACUGAAACUUUGAGCCAGCAGUACGAAUUGGUCAAGAAACGAACAGCAAAUGAAAAUUCUUAUUACGGUUCCCAUGUUAUGCAAUAUGGGGAUGUGAAACUAAAUGCAGAGAGUCUUUUUACGUAUUUGGGUACAGAUCCUGCAAAUGAUAAUCUUACCUUUGUGGACGAAAAUUCUCCGCUUCCAUCUUCGAAACCUGUUAACCAACGAGAUGCUGAUCUUCUACAUUUCUGGCAUAAGUUCCGCAGAGCACCUGAAGGUUCUGACAGGAAAUUUGCAGCUCAAAAGCAACUCUCCGAAGCUAUGGCACACAGAACACAUGUUGAUAGCAGUAUUAAACUUAUCGGGAAACUUCUUUUCGGAAUUGACAAGGGCCCACAAAUGCUGAAGGCCAUGCGACCUUCUGGGCAGCCUCUUGUCGAUGAUUGGGAUUGCCUUAAAUCGCUGGUUAGAACAUUUGAGACUCAUUGUGGAUCACUAUCGCAAUACGGAAUGAAGCACAUGCGUUCUAUUGCCAAUAUCUGCAAUGCCGGUGUGACGAGAGAGCAGAUGGCUGAGGCAUCUGGCCAAGCCUGCACUAGCUUCCCUUCUAAUUCUUGGAGCUCUCUACAUAGGGGCUUCAGUGCUUGAUCGGCACUUCAAAAUCGGGGAAAUUCCGGAUAUUUGAAAUAUGAUCUCGUAUAUAUUGUGAAGUUGGAUUUUAAUUUAUGUGGAUAUAUGUAAGAAAGAAAAUGAUGUUUGUUACCAUUGUUAAUAUGGUGGGUUUGUUGUAUAUACAUCCUCAAAAGAAACAUCACUGCUGGGAAAGUUUGUUGUAAUAUAGGUAUAUGUGUUUGUAGUUUUCUUUGUUCAUAUUGUACUUUGGUUGUAUUGUUAUUGUAUGAUGAAAUAGUUUGGAACUGAAGUAUCUUCAAUUUAAUAGUUUGUAUAUUCUAAGAAGAAACUUGCCUUUGUAGAU
This is a messenger RNA of Erythranthe guttata (spotted monkey flower), 1915 nucleotides long. Its product is annotated as vacuolar-processing enzyme. Gene Ontology annotation, biological process: vacuolar protein processing. The record is from RefSeq and is a predicted model, not a curated record. NCBI's taxonomy places the organism in Eukaryota, Viridiplantae, Streptophyta, Magnoliopsida, Lamiales, Phrymaceae. Gene Ontology annotation, molecular function: cysteine-type endopeptidase activity.